AUGAAGAAAAAGAAAAAGAUUGACAAUAUCGAGAAUCUAAAGAAGGAAGUGGUUAUGAAUGAUCACAAAUUAACCUUGGAAGAGCUGAGUGCCAAGUAUUCUGUGGACCUGGAAAUGGGCCUUACCCCUGAACAAGCACAAGAAAUUCUAGAACAAGAAGGACCCAAUACACUUACUCCACCCCCCACCACUCCAGAAUGGGUCAAAUUCUGUAAACAAAUGUUUGGUGGCUUCUCCAUCCUGCUAUGGACUGGUUCCAUUCUCUGCUUUGUGGCGUAUGGCAUCCAGUUCUAUUUUCAUGAUGCGUAUACCAAUGAUAAUCUGUACCUGGGCGUGGUGCUAGCCAUUGUGGUCUUUAUCACUGGCUGCUUCUCCUACUAUCAAGAAGCCAAGAGCUCCAGGAUCAUGGAUUCUUUUAAGAACAUGGUUCCUCAGCAAGCCCUGGUAAUCCGAGGAGGAGAGAGGAUACAGAUCAAUGUACAAGACGUGGUAUUGGGAGACCUGGUAGAAGUGAAGGGUGGAGACCGAAUCCCAGCUGACAUCCGACUUAUUGCAUCACAAGGAUGUAAGGUGGACAACUCAUCCUUGACUGGAGAGUCAGAGCCCCAGAACCGCUCCCCAGAGUUCACCCAUGAGAACCCUCUAGAGACAAAAAACAUCUGCUUCUUCUCCACCAACUGUGUGGAAGGCACAGGGCGGGGCAUUGUGAUUGCUACUGGAGAUGAUACCGUGAUAGGACGCAUUGCCUCGCUGACCUCGGGCCUGACAACCGGCAAAACUCCCAUUUCCAUUGAGAUUGAGCACUUCAUCCAUCUGAUCACCGUGGUGGCCCUCGUCCUGGGGAUCUCUUUCUUUGUGCUCUCGCUUCUCUUGGGCUACGGCUGGCUGCAGGCAGUCAUUUUUCUAAUUGGCAUCAUUGUGGCCAAUGUGCCUGAGGGGCUACUGGCUACUGUCACUGUGUGCCUGACCCUGACAGCCAAGCGCAUGGCGUAUAAGAACUGCCUGGUGAAGAACCUGGAGGCCGUGGAGACACUGGGCUCCACCUCCACCAUCUGCUCUGACAAGACGGGGACCCUCACCCAGAACCGCAUGACCGUCGCCCACAUGUGGUUUGACAGGACCAUAUAUAAUGCUGACAUCUCUGAAGACCAAGUUGAGCAAACAUUUGCCAAACACUCUCCCACCUGGUUCACGCUGGCCAGAAUUGCUGGCCUCUGCAACCGAGCUGACUUCAAGGCCAAGCAGGAGGCAGUGCCUAUAAUUAAGCGAGAAACAACAGGUGAUGCUUCCGAGUCGGCCCUGCUGAAGUUCAUUGAGCAGUCUUACCGCUCUGUGAAGAGCAUGAGAGAAAAGAACCCCAAAGUGGCCGAGAUUCCCUUUAAUUCUACCAACAAGUACCAGAUGUCCAUCCACCUUAUGGAAAACAACCCCAAUGCUCACAUGCUGCUGAUGAAGGGUGCUCCUGAGAGAAUCUUUGAAUUUUGUUCUUCCUUCUUGCUGAACGGACAAGAGUACCCAAUGGAUGAUGACAUGAGGAGUGCCUUCAACCGUGCCUACCUGGAGCUGGGAGGUCUAGGGGAGCGUGUGUUAGGGUUCUGUUUCUUGAAUCUGCCUAGCAGUUAUGGCAAGGGAUUUCCUUUCAAUACUGAUGAAAUCAAUUUCCCCAUGGAGAAUCUUUGUUUUGUGGGGCUCAUAUCCAUGAUUGACCCUCCACGAGCAGCUGUGCCUGAUGCUGUGAACAAGUGUCGUAGUGCAGGCAUUAAGGUGAUCAUGGUAACAGGUGAUCAUCCCAUUACAGCCAAGGCUAUUGCCAAGGGUGUGGGCAUCAUCUCAGAAGGCAUGGAGACAAAAGAGGACAUGGCUGCCCGCCUCAAUAUCCCUGUUAACCAGGUUAAUCCCAGGAAUGUCAAAGCCAUUGUGGUGCAUGGCUCAGAACUAAAGGAUUUGUCAUCAGAGCAGCUUGAUGAGAUCCUCAGGAACCACACAGAGAUUGUGUUCGCCCGGACCUCUCCUCAGCAGAAGCUCAUCAUCGUAGAAGGGUGUCAGAGGCUGGGCGCCAUCGUGGCAGUGACGGGUGACGGGGUGAACGACUCCCCUGCGCUGAAGAAGGCCGACAUUGGCAUCGCCAUGGGCAUCGCUGGUUCUGACGUCUCUAAACAAGCAGCCGACAUGAUCCUGCUGGAUGACAACUUUGCCUCCAUCGUCACAGGCGUGGAGGAGGGCCGCCUGAUCUUUGACAACCUGAAGAAAUCCAUCGCCUACACCCUGACCAGCAACAUCCCUGAGAUCACGCCCUUCCUGCUCUUCAUCAUCCUCAGUGUUCCUCUGCCACUGGGCACCAUAACCAUUCUCUGCAUCGACCUGGGAACUGACAUGGUCCCUGCUAUCUCUUUGGCUUAUGAGACAGCUGAAAGCGACAUCAUGAAGAGGGCUCCACGAAAUCCAAAAACCGAUAAUCUGGUGAACCGCCGUCUCAUCAGCAUGGCCUAUGGACAGAUUGGGAUGAUUCAAGCUCUGGCUGGAUUCUUCACCUACUUCGUGAUCUUGGCAGAGAAUGGGUUUAGGCCUUUGGAUCUGUUGGGCAUCCGCCUCAACUGGGAGGAUCAAUACCUGAAUGACCUUGAGGACAGCUACGGACAGCAGUGGACCUACGAGCAGCGGAAGGUAGUGGAGUUCAUGUGCCAGACGGCCUUCUUUGUCAGCAUUGUGAUUGUGCAGUGGGCUGACCUCAUCAUCUGCAAGACCCGCCGCAACUCAGUCUUCCAGCAGGGCAUGAAAAACAGAGUCCUAAUAUUUGGGAUCUUGGAGGAGACAUUGCUGGCUGCUUUUCUGUCCUAUACUCCAGGCAUGGACAAGGCCCUGCGAAUGUACCCACUUAAGUAA
Messenger RNA from Elephantulus edwardii (Cape elephant shrew), 2883 nucleotides. RefSeq names its product ATPase, Na+/K+ transporting, alpha 4 polypeptide (gene ATP1A4). Bases 1 to 2883 code for a protein of 960 amino acids. Gene Ontology annotation, cellular component: membrane. Gene Ontology annotation, biological process: intracellular potassium ion homeostasis; potassium ion import across plasma membrane; intracellular sodium ion homeostasis. The transcript is spliced from 20 exons. The record is from RefSeq and is a predicted model, not a curated record. Gene Ontology annotation, molecular function: ATP hydrolysis activity; P-type sodium:potassium-exchanging transporter activity; ATP binding. Lineage: Eukaryota; Metazoa; Chordata; Mammalia; Macroscelidea; Macroscelididae.